GAUUCCCAAUCAGUCAAUAAGACAUCAAAAAAAAAGAGAUAAAUGAACAAUCCAUAAUCUUUUUACAAUUCAUAGAAUUUCAUCAUUUUCUUCCUAACUUUUUUUUUUAAUCUCAAAGAGAAAAUCUUGCUUUCUUCAUGACUCAGAAGUUGUGUUGCAUGGUGAUGAGGAUUAACAUAGACUGCAAAGGAUGUUACAUGAAAGUAAGUAGGGCACUUCUCACGAUACCAGAGCUGGAGACAAGAUUCAUAGAGAAAAAUCACAGCAGAGUAAUUGUAUGUGGGAAUUUUAUACCACAAGAUGUGGCAAUAAAAAUAAGAAAGAAGACAAAUAGGAGAGUUGAAAUAUUGGAGAUACAAGAUUUAAGUGGCAAUGAUGAACAAAAGCAAGAGGAAAUGCCCUUAAUAACUUCUUGUGACAACCAAGUUGAGACAGAAACACAUGUAACAUCACAAAAUCCACAACCACACAUGUACUUUCAAGUUUACCGCUAAUCAAAAACAUAAUUGUAUUUUAUAAUGACUUAAUUUCUAGUGCCCAUUGGGUAAAUAGAUCAUUCCAUUUUGUAUAAUUAUUGAUUUAUUGUGGAUGGAAUCGUUGAUAGCGUACUUUUUUAUUUAUUUUUUUGGA
Molecule: messenger RNA, 630 nt
Organism: Solanum lycopersicum (tomato)
Lineage: Eukaryota; Viridiplantae; Streptophyta; Magnoliopsida; Solanales; Solanaceae
Source: RefSeq, a predicted model, not a curated record